AUGGUCGUCCUCUCAUGAUUGAGGUGGAACUAUUUCGAUCUUGCAGUUAUUGGAUGACGGAGGGCGUUGCCUCUUGGGUGUUGUUGGACUCUAUUUACGGGAGGAGUUUGGUCGUGUUUCCACGAUGUUGCAUGUACCAUGUGUCUGAUUUGUUGAUUGAAUGCUGGACGAUCGCCACGUACUAUCAGUGUUAUUCGAGGAGCGGACAAUGGAUAUCAGAGGAGGAGCGUGAAGAGUUGCUAGCGUCUCUCCAGAAGAGAUUGCCUGUGAAGGAUCUAGGAGAUUGUACCUGGUACGAUGGGUGUGCCAUUGAGGUGGACCUUGAGAAUGGUACCACCAAGCUGUCCCAGACGGCUUAUAUCGAGAGCAUGCUCAACCGCUUCAAUGUCACGACCACUGCUCCCACGCCCGCUGUCGUCGACGAUGACCUAGGGCCGAAGAGAGACGACGAGUCUUCGGUGGACAAGCCCGUGACGGAAGCGAUCGGAUGCCUCAUGUGGUUGCUGUUCACGAGGCCGGACAUCGCGCUGCCUUUGAACAAGCUGCAGAAGAUCGCCCACUCACCCACCGAGAGGAUGUGGAACGCUCUUGUGCGGAUCAUGUCCUACCUCAACGAGACGAAGGACCUCGGGAUCACCUACGUCCGCGGAUCAGGGCUAGACCUAUACGUGUUCGUCGAUUCUAGUUACGCCGACAGCACCGUUGACAGGCGUUCGACGACGGGGCUAGCCGUGACUGUAGGUGGGACCGUAGUGUGCGCAUCCACGAAGACACAGCCAGUGACGGCUCAGUCGACCACGGAAGCAGAGGAUAUUGCAGCCGGGGAGGGCGUGAAGGAAACGUUGUUCGUGCGUGGUGUUCUGUCGUUCAUUGCGCCCGAGACGAGCGGUGCCACGAUCAGGGUCCGUGAGGACAACGAGGGGGCUCUCGCGUUGGUGCAGAACCCUUUCAGCUCGGCGAGGAGCAAGCAUAUCGACGUGCGGUUCCACUUCAUCCGCGAGCUCUUCAAGGCGGGCAAGAUCACCGCAGAUUAUGUCUCGACAGAAGAGCAGCACGCCGAUAUGCUGACCAAGGUCCUUGGUAGGGGCAAGUUGGAGUACCACCGGAAGGCUCUGAUGAACCUGCCGAUGUAG
Molecule: messenger RNA, 1133 nt
Organism: Ectocarpus sp. CCAP 1310/34
Lineage: Eukaryota; Phaeophyceae; Ectocarpales; Ectocarpaceae
Source: the annotation of a GenBank genome assembly